Messenger RNA from Vombatus ursinus (common wombat), 2554 nucleotides. RefSeq names its product capping actin protein of muscle Z-line subunit alpha 1 (gene CAPZA1). The coding region runs from base 114 to 974 and encodes 286 amino acids. Gene Ontology annotation, cellular component: actin cortical patch; F-actin capping protein complex. Gene Ontology annotation, biological process: actin cytoskeleton organization; barbed-end actin filament capping. NCBI's taxonomy places the organism in Eukaryota, Metazoa, Chordata, Mammalia, Diprotodontia, Vombatidae. The transcript has 10 exons. Gene Ontology annotation, molecular function: actin filament binding. The record is from RefSeq and is a predicted model, not a curated record.
GCUGCGGACCCAGUUUCCGGAAGGCUCCCCACCCCCUACGUCGGGUUCAGUCAUCCCGCUUCCUUCCCGGCUUGCUUCGCGCGAGCCGCCGGGCUGGGCCAGAGCAGCCCAAGAUGGCCGACUUCGAGGAUCGGGUGUCGGAUGAGGAGAAGGUACGGAUAGCUGCCAAGUUCAUCACUCAUGCUCCCCCAGGAGAAUUUAAUGAAGUGUUUAAUGAUGUCCGGUUACUACUUAACAAUGACAAUCUUCUCAGGGAAGGGGCAGCUCAUGCAUUCGCCCAGUAUAAUAUGGAUCAGUUCACUCCAGUGAAGAUAGAAGGGUAUGAUGAUCAGGUCUUAAUUACAGAACAUGGUGACCUGGGUAGUGGCAGAUUUUUAGAUCCAAGAAAUAAAGUUUCCUUUAAGUUUGAUCACUUACGGAAAGAAGCAAGUGACCCCCAACCUGAGGACAUAGAUGGAACUCUGAAGUCAUGGAGGGAAUCCUGUGACAGCGCAUUAAGGGCCUAUGUGAAAGAUCAUUAUUCCAACGGCUUCUGUACUGUUUAUGCUAAAAUUAUAGAUGGGCAGAAGACUAUUAUUGCCUGUAUUGAGAGCCACCAAUUUCAGCCUAAAAACUUCUGGAAUGGUCGUUGGAGGUCAGAAUGGAAGUUUACCAUUACACCACCUACAGCUCAGGUGGUUGGAGUGCUAAAGAUUCAGGUCCAUUACUAUGAAGAUGGCAAUGUUCAGUUGGUUAGUCACAAAGAUGUACAGGAUUCAGUAACCGUUACUGAUGAUGUACAAACUGCCAAGGAAUUUAUAAAAAUCAUAGAACAUGCUGAAAAUGAGUAUCAGACCGCGAUUAGUGAGAAUUAUCAGACAAUGUCAGACACCACAUUCAAGGCCUUGCGCCGGCAGCUUCCAGUCACCCGCACCAAAAUCGACUGGAACAAGAUACUCAGCUACAAGAUUGGCAAAGAAAUGCAAAAUGCUUAAGGCUGGAUGUGAAAUUCUUCAUUUGUAACAUGCAAAAAAAAAAAGAAGAAGAAGAAGAAAGGAAAGGGAAAAAAAGAUUCAAAGUAUGGUCUUAUAAGUAGGUGGUUUAUAAACAAGUGCGGUAUUUUCUUAGGGCUUUCAAAGUUAACAGGUUUUCUAGCCUCUUGGAAUACUAUUGAACCAAUAGCAUUGUCUUGAUGGUUUUUUUUGUGUGUGUGUGUGUCCUUGCCAUGUAACUUCCUAUUGUGACUGUAUCUACUUGUAGGAUUUUUUUUAAAUUCAGUUAUUUUUAACAUUGAAAAAAGAAAGAGAAAGAGAUAUGUCCUGGAAUUUAUGUACUGGUUAGAAAAUUUCCUAGCCAUGAAAGCCCUCUCACAAACAGGCAGGUAAUGUUUUCAAUACUCUCCCACCCUUAUCCUUAAUAGCACUUCUGGUAUACCAGUGGUUUUUACUGAUCAACCAAUAGCUAAAGAUGCUGUGCUGCAAGAUAUAUCUACAGACAUCCUUCCUCUUUUGACUGCUGAUUGCCACUUAAUGGCAUCUUGAUAGCUGUAGAUUUUUAAAUAUUUGGAAUGGGGUUUUUAAGGUCCCUUUGGUGGAAAAAAAAAAGGGGGGGGGUUUCUGGAAAUUCCCAUAAUAACCAGCUUCUCUGGGGAAAAUCUGGGGGUUUUGUGUUGUUGUUUAUUUUUUAAUCCAAAGACUUGAACCACAUUCCCUCCAAGUGAAACUUGUUUCCUUUCUUCCUUUUCCAAAAAUUCCCUUCUUUCUAGUAAUAUGGUUGUUAUAGGCAUCUGCAUUUUUAGAAUAUAGCUACCGCAUUUAUAUAUUUUUUUAUAUUCAAGAACUGCUGACACAGUCUGGAUGUAGAAGAAUAAAUAUUAAAACUUGAAAAAUGCAGAUGCCUAAGGAAUAUUGUGCUUUAAUGCUUUCUGGCAGGUUACUAGAGUUUGUACUGUAAGUGUAUGAAUUAGUCAAGUGCAUAAAUCAUAAAUAAAAACAAAAAAAAAAUUGCACCAAAGUGAGAAGAAUAACUUCUAAGCAGUGUCAUUCUAUUGUUACCUGUUUCUUAAUGUACUUCAAGGGAACACUGGCAAUUCGCUCUAAAUGGUUUGUAAAACUUGUUUGACAUUCUUCUUCAGUCCUGCCUGCCAAGAGCUCAACUUAGACUGUGAUACAGCAACCCUUCCAGGAGGGUGAGUGAAGGUAUGUGUUCCAUAGCUCUCAAAACAGAGACACCACGGAUUUGCUGUAGCUAGUAAUCAGAACUAUGUAUGGUGAAUUCAUUCUACAUUGUUUACACUUAGGUGACGAGGCCUUAACAUGAGGUCAUUUUUUUUUUUAAACCAAAUGCUGUCUUCCUAUCUCCAAAUACAUGUUGAAGAGGAGGAUGUUUGUGCUUAAAGUGGCAUUAUUUUUGUUCAGUAACGUGGUUAAGCAAGAGUGUUUCCAAAGUGUCCCAUUACUUAUGUAAACUUUUUUCCAAAAUAAAGUAUAUUUGUAUUAUUUGCCAUUCAUAAUAUCCAUCCAUAUUACAAAAUCCUCUGUACCUACUAGUAGAAAUACAACGGUUUUGUUCUAAA